AUGCCUAAAGAAAAAUCUGUCACCCGAAAGGUCGGAAAGCCUAAACCAGAAAGAAAGAAGAAAGACCCCAAUGCACCCAAGCGUGGACUCUCUGCUUACAUGUUCUUCGCAAACGAACAGCGCGAGAACGUAAGAUUAGAGAAUCCGGGAAUCACAUUUGGCCAGGUUGGAAAGAUGCUUGGAGAGCGAUGGAAAGCCCUUAGUGAAAAGCAACGCAUCCCUUACACGGACAUGGCAAUGAAGGAUAAAACACGAUACGAGGAACAAAUGGCUAAUUAUGCUGCCCAGGCUAGUGCCGAAGAAGAAGACGAACUGUCUUCAUAG
This is a messenger RNA of Blumeria graminis f. sp. triticale, 324 nucleotides long. The record is from the annotation of a GenBank genome assembly. Lineage: Eukaryota; Fungi; Ascomycota; Leotiomycetes; Helotiales; Erysiphaceae.